This is a messenger RNA of Purpureocillium takamizusanense, 804 nucleotides long. RefSeq lists its product as uncharacterized. The record is from RefSeq and is a predicted model, not a curated record. Gene Ontology annotation, molecular function: iron ion binding; oxidoreductase activity, acting on paired donors, with incorporation or reduction of molecular oxygen; monooxygenase activity. The transcript is spliced from 2 exons. Bases 1 to 804 code for a protein of 267 amino acids. NCBI's taxonomy places the organism in Eukaryota, Fungi, Ascomycota, Sordariomycetes, Hypocreales, Ophiocordycipitaceae.
AUGCUCAUCACUCCCUGGCAUUCAGUGACCAAUGCAGGCGCAUUGCGCUCCCGCGAGAAGUUGCAAAAGGCACUGGGCGAGUACUAUGCUAACCGCGGAGACCACCAUGAGUCUGUUGCCGCCGUCACGAGCGCCCGCGCCGCCGUGUUGCGCAAGUACGGCUUGCCCGACAGCGAGAUUGGUCGGUUCGAGGCCAGCCUACUGCAGCUCACUACGGAAAACACCAUCCCUACCGCCUUCUGGAUGAUCGCCAAUGUCUUCACUCGCUUUGACGUUGUUGAGCGUCUCCGGAUUGAGCCUGACCCGCUUGCGCAGCGUAAGGAGGGCAGCAACGUCGUCACCAUCAACAUUACGAGGCUUGAUGAGGUGUGUCCCCUUCUUGUCAGCUGCUACCGCGAGUCCAUCCGCCUCUCGAACCACGCACUUUGCGUCCGUCGCGUCAUGGAAGAGACCGUCAUCUCCAACGGGAAAGGCGAUUCGCUCCUACUCAAGAAGGGACCUGAUGAUAAGUGCAAUUCGUAUAUCCCAUUCGGCGGCGGUAAACACCUUUGUCCCGGCCGCAACUUCGCCUUUGCCGAAAUUCUUGGUACUGCUGCGGCGCUGGCCCUGGCCUUCGACAAGUCGUCUGAUGGAAAUGGCGCUCCUGUCAAGCUCCCCGAGAUGGCUACGACCACCAUCAUGGGCGGGGCCUCCAAACCAGACAAGCAAGGGGCUGGAAUGAGCCUCGUAAUCAGGCGGCGACCUGGCUGGGAAAAUGUGAAGUUCGAAUUCGAGGUUGUCGGCAGCACACAGCCACGAAAAUAA